AUGAAUGGCGAUGAGGUUCAUCAGCAUUCAAUGGCGGAGUUACCGGCUGGGGCAGAUCCCGACGCUGCAGAUGACCUCACUGGGGAGACGCCUUUGAUGGAGGCUGCCUGUGGAGGAGAUCCAGAGCUGUGCUCCUUGCUGUUGGAUGCCAAAGCGGAUCCCACGAGGCUAAGUGCUGCUGGCAAACUUGCACGAGACUUCAUACCGCCUGACGAUGAAAACAGGCCAAUGUUGUUGGAAAUCCUCGCGCCCCGUCUCCGCGCCGAUCCGACCGGAUCGGCGUUCCUUGACGCCGCGAACGCGGCGUCGUCUUCAAGGCGCAGGGUGGAGCAAGAGGACAUCACUGCAGAGCACUUAGAAGAAGUGAAAGAGUUGUUGUUCAAAGAGGCAAAGGUCCAGGACGAUUCUGACGAUUCGCCGAGCAAUCGGGGGAGCAUCCCAUAG
This is a messenger RNA of Cladocopium goreaui, 444 nucleotides long. Lineage: Eukaryota; Dinophyceae; Suessiales; Symbiodiniaceae. The record is from the annotation of a GenBank genome assembly.